Molecule: messenger RNA, 4259 nt
Organism: Castor canadensis (American beaver)
Lineage: Eukaryota; Metazoa; Chordata; Mammalia; Rodentia; Castoridae
Gene: Napb
Product: NSF attachment protein beta
Biological process (GO): SNARE complex disassembly; synaptic transmission, glutamatergic; intracellular protein transport
Cellular component (GO): vacuolar membrane; terminal bouton; synaptobrevin 2-SNAP-25-syntaxin-1a complex
Molecular function (GO): soluble NSF attachment protein activity; syntaxin binding
Source: RefSeq, a predicted model, not a curated record
GACAUGGAUAACGCAGGGAAGGAGCGAGAAGCGGUUCAGCUGAUGGCGGAGGCCGAGAAGCGAGUUAAGGCCUCCCACUCGUUCCUCCGAGGGCUAUUCGGAGGAAACACAAGAAUAGAAGAGGCUUGUGAAAUGUAUACCAGAGCUGCAAAUAUGUUCAAGAUGGCUAAGAAUUGGAGUGCUGCAGGAAAUGCAUUUUGUCAGGCUGCCAAGCUCCACAUGCAGCUUCAGAGCAAACAUGACUCCGCUACUAGCUUUGUGGAUGCCGGGAAUGCUUACAAAAAGGCAGAUCCUCAAGAGGCUAUCAACUGCUUAAAUGCAGCCAUCGACAUUUACACAGACAUGGGAAGGUUUACAAUCGCAGCCAAGCAUCACAUUACUAUUGCUGAGAUCUAUGAGACUGAACUUGUGGACAUUGAGAAGGCUAUUGCACAUUAUGAACAAUCUGCUGAUUACUACAAAGGAGAAGAAUCUAACAGCUCAGCUAACAAGUGUCUGCUGAAGGUGGCAGCCUAUGCUGCACAGCUGGAGCAGUACCAGAAAGCCAUUGAGAUCUAUGAGCAGGUUGGGGCAAACACUAUGGAUAAUCCUUUAUUGAAGUACAGUGCAAAGGAUUACUUCUUUAAAGCAGCCCUCUGUCACUUCAUAGUAGAUGAAUUAAAUGCCAAGCUUGCUCUUGAGAAAUAUGAGGAAAUGUUUCCAGCAUUUACUGAUUCAAGAGAAUGUAAAUUACUGAAAAAACUUCUAGAAGCUCAUGAAGAACAGAACAGUGAAGCUUACACUGAAGCAGUGAAGGAAUUUGACUCAAUAUCACGCUUGGAUCAGUGGCUGACCACCAUGUUGCUUCGUAUCAAAAAGUCCAUCCAAGAGGAUGGAGAAGGAGAUGGAGACCUAAAAUGAAAUGUUUGUAUCUUUGUAGCAUGCAGCUAACUUCUCUUUAGUUUUGUCACAGGGCCACGAGAUCUUUAUGGGAUGCUUAAUUUUGUUGCACAUGAGCCACAUGACCUGUGUAUUGUUUCAACAUGCUUUGUCUGUGUCACUGUGAAACAGUUGAAUAGGAGGCUUAUCAUGCUUAUCAGAGUCCCCAGAGUUUUCUGAGAAGUAUUUCUGAAUCUUACUCCUAUUCUUUUGAUAUUUACAGAGCCCCUGUUUAAUGUUGCCAUUUUUUUUAACGUUCUUUUCCUUAAACGCUAGUUCUCAACCCAGUUGUUUUCAGAGAUGCUUUGCAGACUCUGCGUUGGCAUCUGGAUGUAUUCUUUAAAUGGGUGUGUUUAGGGUGGUUAUUAGGAAUGAAUUUAUAACCACUAGAUAUUGUUUAUUUUUGUUCUUCUGUGAUUAUUUUAAUAGUUCUAGUGAUAACUUUCUUUGCUUUUUGUAUUGCUCCCUAUGUUCAUGUGUGCAUGGCAAAAUUGAGAGCAGUUGGUAUUUGUCAGAAUCACUUGCAUUGUGCAGAAAAGGAGCUUCUAGCAAUACCUGCUUCUUGCAUGGAUUACUGUCAAGGUCAAUUUCAUUGAUUUGUGCCUGCACACACACACACACACACACACACACACGCACAACACUUACCACACUCACACAUAGGACCUGCACAAAACAGAAUUUUUCCUUUCCCUAGAAAGUUUCCACUUUCAGUUGGGGUGGAAAUCCUUUUAUAUUUACGUGAUAAUAUUGUAACUGGAACAUCCUGUUCUUCAUUUUCAUGUUUAGAUACUCCCCAAAUUGUGUUCUAUGCCACAGUCAUGCAGAUUUUGGUGAGGACUAGAUGGAUGGUCCCAGUGGAAGUUUGAGAAUGCGUGUGAUUAGCUUCAUAUGUUGAAUAUGGUAGAUUAGGUAGGGUCAGUGUGGCACAGUCAUUCCCACCUUGCAUCUGAGGGAAUUUGGUUUUUCUCUUAGCUGAUAGAGUUUUGUUAGUUGGUGUGUUUGGACUCUGUCCUGUUUACUUGGUUUACAUAAAAACGUGAAUGUUCUUUCAGUUUGAGAGCUUGAUCCUUCCUAUUAGUUUGUAUUUGCUGAAACUACUAUACUGCAGAUGUGGUCUUAUUUCCUGCGUCUCCUAUGUUUGGGCGUGAAAUGAUUUAUGUUUGAGAUGCAUUGUUGCUGGACAUAACUUGCAGUCCUUCCUAAAUUGUGCAGCUAUCAUUAGUGACAGAUAAUGAAGCUUCAUGUCAUUUCAGGUAGUAAGUAGCACUAGAAUUGUGUUUACAUUUUUGGAUGGCCCUAGACUGGGAUUGGUAGAAUACUAUCAGGCAGAAGUGAAAUAGCUGUGCCCAGACUAAGAGCUGAGGGAGGAGUUUUUGAGGACUGGUGAGAAAGCCAGGUCCAUCUGGAAUAAAAGAGAUGGUAGCAGGAGAUAAAGUUGAAAAGGGCUCCCUGAGGGUGGAUGGUAGAGAUCUGCGUCAGGUGCUGUAAGGACUUACUGGUCCAGUCAAGGUGGUGACGGUGGUGCACAAAGAUUCCUGGAGAAGCAGGAAACUCAGUGAUGUCAGGGUGUCUUGUGGUGGUAGAGGGAAUAUGCCCUGGAAUCUGAUGCGGAUUCCUUUUGCCUUCAAAGUUCUGGGAUUCUUUAAUGAAAGCCAGUGGUCACUGAAGGUAAAAUUUGGAAUGGAGCGCAAUUGGUCCUUCCUCAUGAAAUUAGAAUAUCUAAAAAAAUGAGCAGAGAAAAGUGGGUUCUUACUGCCAUACUUAAUAUAUUCCCUAACCAGCCAUGGGCACAUUUGUAAAAAUGAGGCAUGGGGAAUGGUUCUGUUGCUUAAGGCCUCCAAUUCUAAGUUGGUUCCGUAUAAGAACAUUUGAACAAUUGCCAGCCAUUGUGCUGGGUUACCACUAGUUCACAGAGUUUGUUUCCACUUGUUAAGAUAAUCUUCUGGUCUGACCAUUUAAGGUAAAAAACUGCAUGGUGUCUUUUAGGGUAAUUCUUUUUACUUUUCAUCAUGAUCCCCUAACAGACUCCUGUUUGAAGAAGAGGUGUAGGUUUAAAAAAAAAAAAAAGUGUUUUUGUCAUUUUGCCUUGUCACUUAGUUGCUUGCCCAUAUUAAAAUAAACAUUUGGAUCAGUGCUUGGGUUAAGAAUUUGUUUUUGUCCCAGAACUCAGGAGGCUGAGGCAGGAGGAUUAUCAGUUCAAGGCCAGUUCAAAAGAAAUUAACUUUUGUUUUUAAUACUUCACAUGAAAAGAAUAAAAAUUAUUGUGGCAAGAGCAGACCUGCUGAAGAUAAAAGUAGAUUGAGAAAAAAGCCCAGACAACAGUGCACAGACUCACCUCCUUCACGUGCCCCACAAAUGCAGGGCAGUGCCAUGUGUCCAGAUGCGUAGGAGUUAAACUUUCAAGAUUUGUAGUAUGUUAUUUAUGAAAAAAAUACAAUGGCCAUUUAUGUUAUAGUUCUUCUACUUUAGCAAAUCUGUGGUUAGUCCAUAAUUGAAGUCAGUUAAAUUUUCUUACAGGAAAGCUUUGCUUUUUGUGGCAACAUUUUUAUAGCUUGUGUGAAUUCCUUUUUUAAUGAUUUGAAAACAGUAUUUUUGCACAGUUGUGACCAUGUGUGGUGGUAUCACUAUAACCAAAGUAUAUGCACCAGCCUUUGUGCAUUUGUUUCCUCUGGUGUUGUGCAUUUAAACGUCCUAAUGCCAGCCUUUGUGACUAUGUCUGGAGGAUCUGGCAGCACAGCAUGCCCUGUGACCAGUAGCAGGCUUCCUGCCUUGUCAAAUCCCGAGUUGCUCUCCGGCAGGAAAAUACAUAAUGAAAACUAACCAUGUAACAAUAAAUCUACCUUAGCAGAAAGAAUAUGUUGGUUUUCUGUGAACUUGUACAGUAAAUAAAGUGGAAAUUAUGAAUAAUAUUUUGAGUAGUCUUUCCCAGUUAAAUUGGCACAUAUAAAAAGCAGCUUCCUUUCUUUGAGGUUAUUCCCAUGAAAUUUAACCAUUAAUAUUCUUUAGGCUUUUUGCACCUCAGUCACUUGAUGGGACUUUGGAGCACUGCAAUGGUUUUGCAGGCUUUGGUUUGGAAGGAAACCCUGGUUGUCCUCUGAUGUAAGACAGUGUGUAUGGUAACUGCUGACCAUAUGUUCUCAUUAGGAAUCCUUUGGGUUCUGCAAAGUUGAUGGAGGAGUGGCUACUAGAUGACUGGUUGAGUUAUAGAUGUGAGAAUCCCAAAGCCUAACACUCCCUUCUGAGAAAGGAAGAGGUGUUAGGUAGUAAUAGACAUUCAUUUUAAUCUUAAAGGUAACUGCGGAGACAGUCAAUGCCCCUAUGGGAGUGUCAAGCUCACU